This is a messenger RNA of Hippoglossus stenolepis (Pacific halibut), 909 nucleotides long. It is a transcript of the gene rpain, whose product is annotated as RPA interacting protein. The record is from RefSeq and is a predicted model, not a curated record. Lineage: Eukaryota; Metazoa; Chordata; Actinopteri; Pleuronectiformes; Pleuronectidae. Gene Ontology annotation, cellular component: nucleus; PML body. Gene Ontology annotation, biological process: protein import into nucleus. The coding region runs from base 124 to 807 and encodes 227 amino acids. The transcript has 7 exons.
UUAGGUUCCGGGUCGCGGGGUUAAAAGCGGAGAUGUUUUGGUUGUGGAAGCCGUGCUAACUUUAGCCUGGAUGUUGGAACGGGUCAGUGUUUGUGACAGUCGGUCAGUUGGUGUUGUACGAAGAUGGACGCGCAGCACAGACACAGGUCACUUUAUAAAGGAACCACUCCGCCAUGGAAGGAGACGUUCCGCAAACGCUGUGUGGACCGGCUGAAGAACAGCCGCUCCCGGCUGCUGGACAGGUACCGUCAGGUGGGAGAGAGCCCGCAGAGCUGCGGCUCCGGAGCCUCCAUCAUCGUCCAGGAGGUGAUGGAGGAGGAGUGGAGCGUCCUGCAGUCAGAGGCCCGGGGACUGCCCUCCCUGCUGCGGCCGGAGGGGCUGACAGAGAUGUUCAGUGUCAUGACAGAGUACGAUGAACUGGCCGUGCUGGAAGAAAUCCAACAGGAGCUCAUGUCUCAAGAAAUGUCUAUAAUUGAGGAGUAUGAGAGAAACCUGCAGUUUGAGGAGCAGUUCAUAUCGUCGGUCGUGGAGGGGAUGGAAGAAAAGCAUAUUAUUUGUCCCAUUUGUCACACGAACAACUUAAAUAUCAACAGUCAUUUCAUCUCCUGCACCUGUGGACUGUACAUCAACACUAAGACACGAGACAUUACUCCAGAUGUCCUGCGCUAUCAGCUGGAGUCCAGGGUGUCGGAGCACACGGAGGACUGUCUCCACAAUCCUCUUUUCUUUGUCGCUCCAAACAUAGACAGCUCUCCAAACCUGAUGAUCAGCUGCCAGGUCUGUGACUAUCUGUCCAUCGUUCUGUGAGAACGGACGCAACGAUCAUGAGUGACUCGACUCGUGAGAUAUGACUUUGAGUUUUUUGCUCUCUGUAUAUUUUGUGAAAUAAAAUCUAUUUUUAAUAUUUAA